AUGGUCGAGGUAACGGAUGAUGUUUUGAGAAUUUUACCUGCGUCAUAUUUACUGUGGAUUGCAUUAAUUUUAUCCGUGGGAGUCUACUUCCUCGCCAAUUUUGGGAUCGGAUGUUUUCGACAACGGAGGCGUGCUGCAAAAUCGGUUGCUGGUAUUCCUGGCCCACCGGGGCACUGGCUAAAGGGACACCUUGACUACGUAAGUUCUAAUACUCUCUAAUCAUCCAUAAUUAAUUGCGCUCUGACUUGAUAUCACACUGAGAUCAUAUCCUUUUAGGUUGUUUGGGGGCAGACUCGUUAAGACUCGAAUCAGGAUCAGAAUUUGGCGAUGAAGAUCAGAAUCGAUCCUCGUGAAGGAUCAGAAUUUGACAAAGCAGAAAUGAGCCCAAUGAUUUGGUGGCAAAGAGAGAUUAAAAGAGAUUCGAGUCACUUAAAGGGGCUAUGUCAGCUGGAGAGCAUGCGCUCUGAGGUUAUGCAAAUUACUUCCAACUGUCAAAAUUCUAUUGUUUUUAACGCGUGACUUUCUCCAUGUGCGCUCUGAGGUUAUGCAAAUUACUUUCAACUGUCAAAAUUCUAUUGUUUUUAACGCGUGACUUUCUCCAUGUUCUCUGUCACGUCCAAGGCUCUAGCCUGAGUAUCAGGCCUUCCUACAGGGCUACGGAAGAGGAGAUUUUAGAUGGGGGAGGGGGAGGGGGAGACUUCCAUUUUUCCCCUUUUCCCCAGAAACGCCUGAUACUCAGGCUACCAAGGCUCCGAAUUUAGAGAGAUUAACAAGCGAAAUGGGUUUAGAUAAGGGAAAUUUCGAUAGAAUUUACGGAACGUUUCUUCUCUGGUUAUGCUAGAUCAAGAAUAUGAUUGUGACGACAAUUUUACUUGUAGUUUUGGGGUAAAAACGCAUGCCAUUCAUAAAAUAGUGCGCAAACAAAAAUUCAACAACAGCAUAUUGUCUUAUUCAACAAAAUAAAUCGAAGUUGUAUUUUACAAACGAGCUACAAAAGACGCUAGACCGAAGGUAAAGACCGAGACUGUUUCAAAUCAUUAACAAUUAGACUUGUCUGUCGCUAGUGAUUUUAUAAUUUAGAUGCUGAUAGAACAAGAGACAUCAAGUCUCUGUUUUGAUCUUAGGGAAACAUACAUUAUCGCGCAAAAUUGUUCGAUCGUGCCGAAUCACUGCGACGUCGAGAAAAACAGAACCAAGCAUCAUUGGUGUACUACUCCACUAUAAGCAGUCCGUUGAUAAAAAGGGAAAGUAAACUCUGCUAUUUUCCAAAAAUAUGCUCGAAUACAAACAGUUCAAAAACAUGGCAUUUACAGGAUCUAACUCGUACUAAGGUGCCUCUGUAAGUCCGUUGAGAACAAUCUGGACGAGCAAACGGUCGUGUUUAUCUUUGCCGUGAAUCCAGAGAAAUACAAGAAGAAAUCUAGCCUAAUUCUAUAAUGUUUCCUUCGCCAGGAGUUUAGUUUGGUCACGAAACUCAUGUCCUGAUGCUAAUGUAAUCGUUUACCAAAAACGGCCGCCGCCAACUCGAUAGCCGCUUCAUUAUAUGUCCACAUACUUUGAGCACAAGAAAAAUCCAAGAGCCAGCAACCUCUAAAAUAACUCAGUAGAAAGGUUCUGUGAACUAUAGGGAAGAUUCCAUCAAAGAUUCCAUCACUCAUUGUGGAGUACCCGUCAUUAACUCUGCCAUUAAAACGGCCGCUGAUAAGAGGACACAGUAAAUCCACGUAAAAACAUUCCACAGGCAAACAAUUUCAAAAUAACGCCAAAAAAUUAUUCUGUAAUCACCAUAGAAUGAUUCUUAAUACAAAACUUCGCUAACUAUCGAACGAUGGCUGAGAUUUAGACAGAUAAAAACAGCCUUCCAAAAUCUCCGACAGAACUUGAAAAAGACAGGCCAACUUUUUCAAGUUUGUUUUCAUUGGCUCGCGCAUGCGUGUGGGGUGACAUAGCCCCUUUAAAUAAAAAGCACUUGGAUUUAAGAAAAGAGGCGUCGCAAGGGAGGGGUGGUUGGGGGGGAGGGUAGGGGGUCUACCAUUGAGUGACCAGUCAACACCGCACCCAAGGCAAAUUACUGAGAUAUCUUGGGUGUCACUCCAUAAAGGGUAUUGUUUUUAGUCCUUUUAAGCCUAAAAUGGGCACGCUUUUGUAAUGAAAAUGGUGUCUGCAGGAUGUAGAACUUCCAAAGUAUGAUCAGUUAAUAAUCCUAACUUCGAAUUCGCUACUUUUAAAGGCCUAUCACAGAGUAGAGUAGAUAAGACGCCGAUCUCACAAAAGUAUUGCCAUUCUAAAAGGUCAUCGAACACCUUUGAACGGUCGUCACGAGUCAUGAAAUGUACUAGCAUUAUUUUUAAUAAGUUAUCUACGAAACGCUCGUCAUAAAUCAUUUUUAAAAGUUUUUUGGGAGCGUCUCUUAUGAAUUGGAGAAGCUUCACUUCCAUCACCCAAAACGGGUAAUAUUAUCACUUUGAGUAAUGACUCGGGCGGGGGGAGUACUCCCUUAGAUAAGCUAUAUAGGUAUGUGCCGCCCCAUCGGGUAGGGUUUUUGUGCCGUUUUGGUCUGAAAACGGAUAUACACUUUGCCCAUUUUGGUCUGGAAUUGGGUGUGGUUUUCGAGGGAACUACGGAGAAUUCCCAGGAGUACACCCCCCAGAAUGACUCUUCUCGCCCCAUAUGAGGCAAUCUAGAUUCCGGAAGUCAGGAAGUUUCUGCUUGUGGAACAACGGCGGAAUUCAACUCAAGGAAUCCGGAAUCCCACUAACGUUUGGAAUCCUUAAUCCAAGUUCCACUGACAAGGAGUUCGGAAUCCAGUACCGGGAAUCCAGAAUCCAAGAUCCAAGAUUCCCUCACGUGUGGCGAUAUAGUCAUAUUACUAAUUUCUAUGGACUCUUCUGUCGACAGGCGCGGUUCGAUGGAGCUGGACUUAAAUUCCACGUGAAGUGUGCAGCUGAGUUUAAGACGUGUUAUAGGCUCUGGUUUGGGCCUCUCAGGUCAGCGGUGAUCAUCUGUCACCCGGACACCAUCAAAGUGAUUCAGUCAAGCAAUGCGCCCAAAGAAAGAUUUGUGUAUAAUUUUGUCAGACCAUUUCUUGGUAAGGGUUAGCCUACACAGUUUUGAUUGGUAGGGCUAUAAGUUUUCUAUAAUCCUGUUUCCUAUACUAUCUCAACAAAACAGAACCAAAAAAUUAAGCUUUACCUACCUAUUAUGUGCAUCUUUACCUACUGAAAAACACUGUUUCCCCUCAUAAGCACCCCUCUCGCUCUCUGCCAGUUAAUCAACCUGUAAACAACAAAAAUAUACAUCUGGUUAAAAGCCCCCAGGGAUAGAAGCCCUUCCCACUUAUAACCCCCCCACCAGUUAUAGGCCCAUUUACCUGUAAACAACAAAAAAUAUACAUCCGGUUAAAAUCCCCCAGGGAUAGAAGCCCUUCCCACUUAUAAGCCCCCCCCCCCACCAGUUAUAGGCCCAUUUACCUGUAAACAACAAAAAAUAUACAUCCGGUUAAAAUCCCCCAGGGAUAGAAGCCCUCCCCUCUUAUAAGCCCCAGGGAUAGAAGCCCCCCGCUGGCAUGUAUUGAAAUUUGAUUUUUACGACAUUUUGAAGCUUAGAAAAGCGAGUAAAUUCAAAAAGUAUUUGAAUCAGCACCGCUAUGUAGCUCUUUGAAACGCUAGUCCGGUUAUAGUCCCCUCGUAUAUAAGCUCCCCUUCCAUAAUCCUUCCUAAAGCCCCUUAAAAAGUAGUAAGUACUGAAAAGCUUUCAUUUGAAUAGUCACAGUUCAGGAUCUCAUUCAGACUCAAAAGUUAAAACAUCCACCAUGUACAAAAUGGUAAAUAUUGGGAGGGGGUAAGGGGGUCCAACCUACUUCCGCUCGUCAUUUAAACACUGAUCAGUAAUUCCCCUCUAUCUCUCCCGCUUCCCAAGCUAUUAGAACUUUCAUCCCCGCCCUGUCCUCUCCCAUCUACCGUAUCCCUCCCUGGCUCCCAUCCGGGCUCCCACCCCUUGUCUUCCCCCCACUUAACAACAGGGCAAAAUGUACAGCCCAGUAGCUAUUCUGGGUCAGACACACUUUACGAGUUCUAGACUACUCGGCUUUUAAUCAGAUACCCUACUGGUUUUUUUUCCCAGGGGAUGGUCUUGUGACAUCCGAAGGAGAAAGAUGGUUCCGUAUGAGAAGGCUUCUUACUCCAGCUUUUCACUUCGAAAUUCUCAAACCAUACGUUCGGGUUUUUCAGGACUCUACAGAUGUUCUCUUGGUAUGAUCUCAAUUCGGAUACUGUUGCAACAAAUGCGUUAAGUGUCACGAGAAUUGUAGCUUGCAUUACCUCCAUUUUUUAAUUGUUUCUUUCAGAAAAAGUGGUCCUCGCAGGGGAGGGGUGAGGUGGAGUUGUUCCAUCACGUGAGUUUGAUGACGCUGGACUCUAUCCUCAAAUGUGCUCAUAGUUACGUAAGCAACUGUCAAACACAAGAGUAAGUAAUGAGCCUUAAGCGUGUGUUAUUUCUGACGUUAACAAUAAAUUAACUGGGCUAAAGUUGUUUGUGCUUUUUAUCUUCUCUUGUUUAGGGACCAAGACCCAUAUAUCGCUGUUGUCUAUGAAGCUUCAAAUCAGAUUGUUAACAGGCUCAUGUAAGACAUUCAUUUAACUCUUUGUUCGCUUUUAGGGACUGGAGGGGGGUGGAAACAGAGGGAGGGUCACAACUUUUUGAGACUGCAGAAAAGGGAGGGGUCAUGAAAAAUGGGCGGUUAAAAGGGGGAGGGUCAUGCAAAUAUGUGUCCGUGAUCAUGUAGGUUCAUCUAAAAUGUAUGUAUAUGGCAUUACAAAGAACAGAUUAGAAAUAUAUUUUGAGCUUUCAUAAUAGGGACUCAACCUAGUGUAUUGCAAGAACUAGAUUUUAUCAUUUUUUACAAGAGGGGGAGGGUCAUUAUAUUUUAAGCCAAGGUCAAGGGGAGGGUUAGCAAAUUUCACUUCCAUUGCAGGGGUGGGUCACCUCAUUUCCGAGCCCAAAUUUAAAAUUCACACCCCCCCUCCCCCCUUGCUAAUUUCUGACAAGUCCCUUAUUCUUUUUAUACACAUGCACCGCUGGUAUAAGAUAUUCUCCCGCGUGGGGUAGGGCCCGAUAUGGUUAACUUUUUCAAGUUUGGUUAACAGGUAAUUCAGUGGCGUAUUCAGGGGAGGGGCCCGGGGGGCCCAGGAAAAAUUUUUUUUAGAGACCAGGCCCCCUCAUCUAAGGGUCUAGAUGACCGCCCCCGCCUCCACCCCCCUUAUCUCAAGGUCUGGAUCUGCACUCUACACUGUAAUUGACCAACCUUCCUAGACUCUAUGGGUGGGGGCGGGGAGUUGAAGAUGAGACUAUCAAAAGGAAGGGAGGGGAGUGCCAGGUAGGAAGUUUGAUACUGUCUUGACGAAAAAUCACUUUAACUAGCAAACGUCAUGAUUUCAGCCUACAUAUUUGACAUUGAACAUCUACGAUACUGAUUUCUUCGUUUCGCCCCAUGUAAGUCUUGGAUCCUGGAUUCCACACUGUGGAUUCUGGAAUCCAGGAACUGGAUUUCGUAUUCCUUGGCAGUGGAACGUGCAUCCGGGAUUCCAGAUUGCAAUAGCAGGAUUCCAGAUUUCCUGAACGCAAUUCUGGAUUCUAAAACUAAAAAAAUUUCUCCCAUUGCGAAAUCCUGAUAACCUUGCAUAGGGCGAUUCUUUGAUUUUUUUACUCAUCCAUGGUGGUUUUACACGUACGAUUUUCUAAUAUAACAGGAAUCCUCUUCAUCAUGCGGACGAAGUCUAUAAACUAACCCCCGAAGGAAGAAAGUUCUUCAAGAAUUGUGAUUUUGCGAAUGCCAAAGCACACCAAAUUGUCAAAGCUAGAAGAAAAGCUCUUCACCAAGACAAUGUGAGUACAAAUUCAAUCAUUUGUGUCAUUUCAGAAUACAACUUGUCGAAACCGUUUCUUUGUUUAACGGUUCUCUAAUAUACAAGAGUUUCUCUUUCCCCAGCAGGAAGAUAAAAAACUGAGGGAAAAGAAACAUUUGGACUUUCUCGACAUUCUUUUGAAGGCUAAGGUAAGAGGGAUCUUGUUCAUUGAAAAUUUUACUAUCCAACUUUAGACAUUUACAGUUCAUUCGUUCUUCCCCAAUCAGUCCUAAGACUUGGGGAAAGGCAUAUAAAUACAGCCCUUUAAGUAGGCAACUCUUAUUUUGUUGAUGCACUGACCCUGACUAACAUGACGCAAGACAAGUUGCUAGCUUUGUCUAGAAUUCACUGAGAAUCACUGAAUGGAAAAUGUUGAAACUACCGUUUCAUAGUUUGUAAUUCCAAAAUUUUCGAAAGGGGAUACCUCCAGAUUCCCAUAAUUAAAAAGCUCGCUCUCUUAGAGCUUGCACAUUAAUUUUGCCUCUUUUCAAUUUAGCCCGGCUACGGUGCAUCUGAUGUAACAUUUCUUCAUGAGUUUUACGCUAUGCAUCGCGAAAACUCUUUAAUCAUUUUUUUUUUCUGAGCCAGUUUGAUUUUUCACACUUGGGAAGGUCAAUACUUAAUUGCAGUGACUUCUUUCAGUUUUUGUUUGGCAGUGACAAUUAAAGGGAUAUUAGCUAUUUUGUUCUCUUUGUCUCAGGAUGAGAAUGGAAAAGGGCUGAGCGAUGAAGAAAUUGUUGGUGAAGUUAUGACGUUCAUGUUUGCUGGUCACGACACAACUGCUAGUGGUAUGUAUACCAGAGAGAUGGUUUUAAUUUUUUUUUGCCUUGAUGUCGUUCAUAUUUUGGUCUUAGUGAUUCAUGUAAUGUUUGCGUCUUACUGUUCAUUACUGUUAUUGUAAUCAUGAUCAGUAUCAUCACUACCAUUUUCCUCCUCCUUAUGCUCCUCCUCAUCAUUAUCAUCAAAGUCAUAAUCAUCGACAUCAUCAUCAUCAUCAUUAUCAUUAUUAUUACCAUAGUAAUCAUGUUCAGGACUACAUUUUGAGCAUUUCCCCUACGGGGGAAUCACCUCACGCCUAUCAAAACCUCAAAAAGGACCCAUUGAUCCCUAUUUACCUUAAACUUUUCCUUAGUUAUUGCAUGGACUUUAUACAACUUAGCAAAAUAUCCCGAACAUCAAGAGAAAUGCCGACAGGAAGUCGAUGAAGUGGUUGGGCUCAAUCAAGACUUAGACUGGUAAGAACGUAGCUAGUAACAGUCAUUAAAAGAAGUGACCUAACCUUCUGUGCUGAAAAUUUAGCUCACAACUUUCUCAUUUUCGCGUCUCACGACCCUAGUGCUUGUUCUUCUAGAGCUUAUUCCAGGCUUCUCACAGACCCUCAGCUACACCUCCCUAAACUCAUUUGGCUGACUUUUCUACCAGGGAUAGCCAAGAGACCUCCAUGUAGCCUGGGUGUAAUUUGCGUUUUUCUCGAGCGUGCUUACCAUCUUUCUUAUACUGCUACUCAGAGGGUCAUCAGUGCCACCAAUAGGGUUCUUUAAUCCCGUACUCCCGAAUGGUUAUUCUCGGCAUUUCGUGUCCAGUGCAUAAUUUCAAUCCCGAAUCUCGCCUCCAUUUUGCUUUAAAAUCCCAAGCUCCCGCAUUCCGGGCAGAUCCCGUAUCCGGAACAACCUGUGUGGGCCCUCUACUUAGGCAUUUUCGUUAAUUCCUAUAACCACUCCUUUAAUUUGCUACAAACGAGUAUAGGGCUGGCUCUUGCAAUGUGAAUAUUACUCUGGCUACUUUCAAUUGCGCAUGCUCUGAUUGUUUUAUCAGGAAACAUCUGAGCAAACUGAAGUACAUGCUCAUGUGCAUUAAGGAGUCAUGCAGGGUGUUUGCCCCAGUCCCCAUGAUAAGUCGAUCUUUGGACAAGACUUAUGAAAUAGACGGUCAUCUUGUUCCUGAAGGUAUAUAGACACAAUUGCAACAGGUCUUGCCAAUUUUAAGCCCUGCUAUACAAGGGUUGUAAAUAUCAUAAAGUUCUACAUCUUUCGAGUGUAAAAUGUAAAUUUAUGAAGAAAACUCUCGAACACUUUUCUUACGAUUUUUAGCUAGAUAACUUAAUUUGCUCGCUUUGACUACACUCGUCUGCCUUUCGUAAUUUUCACUUCUGAUUUAAAUCUUAGUCUUUUGGCAAACGCCUUUAAAGAACGACAAUUUUGCUCCAUUUCAGGUUCUUGGGUGAUGACAAAUAUAUACGCCCUUCAUCACAACCCGCACGUUUGGAAGGACCCAGAGGUUGGUCGAUGUAAUUUUAUCAAAUAAGAAACCAGAAGGAGUCUUUUAGGUUUAGAGCCGUCAAAUGUCGUGUAAUCUAGCAACCACACUGCGCUGAUGGAUCUACAAUCUCGCUUUGAGUCACGUUUUCAAGUUUUUGUCCACUUUUGCCGAGAGGCAAGUUUUAUUACUUUUCAAGUACGGUUACUUUUGCAAAAAGAGACUGUAACUUUCUGGAGCAGAUCAAAAUCAACAUCGCCCAUAUAAAAAAUCAUUCACUGCGUUUUUCCAUUUUAUAUUAUGAUGUAGAUCUUUGAUCCAUUGCGGUUUACAAAUGAGAACGCAAAGGACAUGUCGCCAUAUGCUUUCAUUCCUUUCUCAGCAGGCCCAAGGUAAGCGUUAUGGCAGUCGUCUGUUACUACGUGUUUGAUAAGUUUUUUUGUUGAGCUCCGUAACUAUGUUUUCUCUGAUCUCAGUCGCGUUCCUGGUGAGGAGAGGCCUGAGGGAUAGACCUUGAGGGAAGCCCUUACUUUUAGACAAGAACGAGACCUAAAUAGCCGAUAACACCCUCCCCUCUCCAUAAUCUGAAGAGCUGGAUAAAUGUCCCUUCCUUUCCACUCCAUGUCUGAUCCGCUCUUAGGUGUCUGGCAGCCGAUACUUGUCCCUAGUCCAUCAUGACUUAAAAGUUGUUUCGUUAGCUAAUUAGACAACUCCUUCUGAAAGCUUCGUGACGCCCGGUAAUGUUUGCAAAGGAUACGAACUAACACUAUUCCCAAAUUCAGGAACUAUAAGGAAGAAUGUCUACAGGCUUUUGCGCAACGAUUUUUGGGAUCUUUUGGGUGGAAAAGUGUUUGUAAAUGAUAAGUCACUUGUAGAAGGGCAACCAUUAAUCAGUCAUAAGUUACGUGUGUCCAUCAGAAUGAUCAAAGAGAUCAUUGGGCUCACAGCUUUUACCCACUCUUCUUGUGAGGUGUGAGAAUUAGUUUUAGGUGGACUAAUCAAGAUAAAAUUAUAAGUGAUACAAGGAUAAUUCCUUGCGCUCUAUACUACUACAUCCACGAUACGAUGGAAUGGCAUGGGGUGUAAGUAAAACGCCAGAGUCGGGGUCCAUUGCUGUUUGUUGUUUGUUAUUGUUGUUGUUUUUUUAGUUCGUUGUCCGUGUCUAUGUUGGCUAGGGGGAAACUAGUAAGAGAAGUUGAAACAGAAGAAUAAUAGACCCCUUGGCAGUAUUUAAAUGACACCCGAUAAAUCGUCAAACCGCAAUAUUUUCCCUCUUGCGUACCUAAUCUAUUUCUUCAUCUGUCUGAUAUAGGAACUGUAUUGGACAAAACUUUGCACUGACAGAGGUUAAGAUUUCAGUAGCCAUGAUACUUCGCAAGUGAGUUGAACUUAGAACAGCUUUUCUGCAUGGAGACAAAAUGACUUUGUCUCCCAAAACAGUCCCGAAGUGCAGUUCAACCCAAUUCCGAACCAGUGUCACGUGACACCUCAAACUGGCCAAGUCAAAAACCUCGUAGUAGACUUUCUGAAAGUUCUCCUUUUUUCAUAGUUGGUUAUGCCAUUUUAAAGGACCUGUUUGGCGCGAAAUUCCAUCGAUGACUUCAUGACAACUGACCAAUAGUCGACUCGCUACUUCGUCGUUCGCUCGGUUGCGUGCGACCUCAUUGAUGCCCGCUUCGUUCACAUUUCCUCAAUGAAGCUCGCUUCGCUCUCUUUUUAACUUAUGAGAGAUCGACUUGUAGCGUGCAAGUCUAAUCUCGUAAGUACUAUCGAGGGAGACAUUGACUGUCCAAAUUCUUUCUGUCCCCAUUACUGGUUCAUGAAUCCUUAAUUAAAUGUGAAUGAAGUUUCGAAUCAGGUACCUCAAGUCAGCUUCAAACGCUUUGAUAAAAACGUUUAUUGCCUGGGAGGACGAAAUUUCUGUGACUCACUACUAACUGAAAUGGUUGUUAGCAUAGAGGUUUUAAGCAGGCUUCAAUCUCUCUCCUUGUCGAGUCGAAGGUGUUAUUAAUUAAAAUAAUUGAUUGUUUUACUUUUCCUUUUAAACGCAGGUUCAAGUUAUCUCUUGAUCCCGCAAACGUCGUCCCAGUGGAUGAUCUGAUUCCUGAACUCAUAUUACGCUCCAAGAAUGGAAUAAGGAUUAAUAUCUCAACCCGCAUUUAA
Porites lobata is the source of this 10322-nucleotide messenger RNA. The record is from the annotation of a GenBank genome assembly. Lineage: Eukaryota; Metazoa; Cnidaria; Anthozoa; Scleractinia; Poritidae.